UUGGACACUACAUACCGCGGUACCCGGCCUCGCAGAACGAACGGAAUACGCUCCGAUGCGCUUCCGCUACCGGUAUAUGCGACUCGAUGCCACGCUCGUUCAACAAACGCUCUGGCAACAAUAAAUUGGAGAACAAAACGCGUGCAAAACAUUUUUCCAGUGUAUCGAAGAAAGUGAAAGUGGCAUAACGUUAUUCAAGAGAAAGAAAAUUUGUGCCAGAUUGAGAUCGUUUUAUGUGAUGAGGAAAUCCCCUCGCGGCAUAUUUAACUAGCAGUCCGAAUCGCGCCCUAGAUGCAAUUAUUCGGGAAUAUUUUGAGAACUUCGGAAGCUUUCGUUCGCUCGCCACGAAAGUUAUCUUAUUUGCCGGCAUCGAUGUCACCCGCAUACCAUUCCGUAUGCCACGCGAUUCGUGCGCUAGCGCACGUCGUCAUACGAAAUCGCUGAUGAGCAAAAAGUUGAUCCGGAGCAAACAAAGGAAUCAGAUCAGCUGAUCCGACGUAGACCUUUCCUGGCGCGGCGGCAAACCGUUCUCCGUCCUUCUCGCCUUUCUCUCUCGUUUUCUCCCGCCGAUGACCAUCGCGUUGACAGCCCCACCCGCGGCAUCACCUUCUCUUUCUCUCUAUCUCUCUCUCACUCCCGCCGAGGUAAUGCACGAGGUCGUCCAUCCGUUGGUGGAAACCGCUUUCCAAGCGGAGCCUGUUAACCCACUCGGGGCCUCAGUACACUCGCCGCCUUCGGUUCCACAUGUCGCACGGUGCGCGAGUGCGCUUUCGACGAAUGCCGAGGAUUUCGCAAGCGUUUUGACAACUUCGACCUUGAGCCGAGCCUGCUGGUCGUAGAUUCCAGCGAGUCGGAACUAACCGAUCCAGGAAAAUGAAGGGAUGGUUCGACGCUUUUCGCAGCGAUGGCGGCCCGACACUAUACAGCUACAGCAACCGCACUCCCGUCACCGGUGACGUUCCUCUGGUUAUCGUAUUCGUGGUAUUCGGCACCCUGUUCACGGCGUUUCUAGUCAUAUUCCCGGGCGUCAGGAAAGAGCGGUUAACCACAUUUCUCACGGUUACUCUGAGCCUCUUCGUGGGUGCGACGAUUCAAGUGUCGCAAUACGGCUCAUCCUGGCAUACGAGCUCCGCUACCAUUGUCAGCUCUUACAGCGCUUUCUCCAGGCAUAAGGCAACGGCCGACAUCGGCGGUUACAUCGGUUUGAUGCACAUCAAUAUAACAUACAAGUUAUUGCCAGGUAGCGAGCAAACGAGCGGUGAUGUUGAAUACAAUGAGCGAUUCUGGUGGCGAAGUUCCGGCGAGAUGACCAGCGCCUUCAAACAGGCCCUUUAUCAGGGCGCGCCCUUUCCCAUCGUCUCCUUAGCGGAAUAUUUUAGCUUGCAUCAAGAAGGCUUCUCCUGGGGCUCGCGAUAUCGCGAAGCUGGAUACUAUGCCUCGAUAAUGCUAUGGACCUCUUUCGCCUCGUGGCUAAUGAUGAAUCUGUUGUUGAUGGUGGUACCGCGGUACGGAGCGUACGGCAUGAUCUUUACAGGUCUGUGCAUGCUGCUGACGAAUCUAAUCUACACGGCACUCUUACCGUGCGAACCUCUGAUAGCUCACAUCGAAGGCUCGAUUCUCUCCUUCAACCUCGGCUGGAACUACUGGUUGGUGUUAUCAGCCGGUGCCGCGUGUCUCUUCGCGGGACUCGUAAUAACAGCUAUUGACAUGAUCUUUCCUCACCAAUUCUCGACCAUACUCGAGGUCGACUAUGACACGCCGUACGACAGGCAUGUCAUUAUAGAGGAGAGUUUCGAUACACGCAAUGUCAGGCGGAAAGUUCCCAAGAUUGAGGAUUCGUUUGGUGAUCGAAUAAUGAGCCAACUGUCGUCGAAACUUCAAAGCAGACACGCCGCUAAAGAGGACACCGAGGGUGUCAUUAAUCGAGGCUAUACGCACGAGCUGUCCGAAUUCUCGCAAGAAAUCGGCGAUGAGCACAGUAAGAGCAAUUGGUCGUAUCCAUUCCCACCAGCCAUGCGUAGAACCGUUAACGGCUAGUAUAUUUCUCACAUGCUGCGGACAACUGCGAUACUCAUCGAUUUCUCUAAACGCCAUUAAGAACAUUUAGAUACAUAUUUUAUUAUAUAAAUACUCUAUUUAAUAUUAUUUAAUAAAAAAAAAGGAAUUCUAGAUA
Molecule: messenger RNA, 2173 nt
Organism: Solenopsis invicta (red fire ant)
Lineage: Eukaryota; Metazoa; Arthropoda; Insecta; Hymenoptera; Formicidae
Gene: mol
Product: dual oxidase maturation factor 1
Exons: 10
Coding region: 874-2037 (387 amino acids)
Biological process (GO): protein transport
Cellular component (GO): endoplasmic reticulum membrane
Source: RefSeq, a predicted model, not a curated record